Molecule: messenger RNA, 11089 nt
Organism: Cheilinus undulatus (humphead wrasse)
Lineage: Eukaryota; Metazoa; Chordata; Actinopteri; Labriformes; Labridae
Gene: nsd3
Product: nuclear receptor binding SET domain protein 3
Exons: 25
Coding region: 553-5352 (1599 amino acids)
Biological process (GO): regulation of DNA-templated transcription
Cellular component (GO): chromatin; nucleus
Molecular function (GO): histone H3K36 methyltransferase activity; protein binding
Source: RefSeq, a predicted model, not a curated record
UCCUUUUUUUUCUCAAGCCCACACUCUAUUCCCGUUGAGGCACUGCUAACAGGGAUGAACCACACAUCCAGCGGUGCUCCCGAUUAUAACCCAUUCGGUCCGAUGUGGGGUUUGGCGCUGAGCUUGGAUCCGACUGAGCAGGCCUGGGACUGAGAAGGCUGGGCGCUUUUGUUAGACCAGAGGAAGAGGGAGCUAGAGACUAUUAUUAAGAAGAAGACUGCGCACUGGAGGGGGUCGAGAAUUGAAAAUAUCUGUGUGAAACGUUAGCAGGGUUUUCUCUAAAUGCUCCAGCCCCUACACUGAGGAAGAGCCAAGCUUUGGGAUUGGGCAGCGACCAGAUAGCGUAACACCCCCUCCUCCUCUCUGUGGAGAAUUGCGUUAAAACGAAAAGGAAAAGGCCUGCGCUUUAUCUAAAUUACUGGAUUAUUUUUUUAUUUUUACCCCCUUUUAGAUUAAACGAGGAAACGUUGCUGGCUGGUGUAUGUGUUUAGAAUGGGACACGCUGAAGGUCCAGUCAAAGAAAAAGACAGUUAAGGAUGCAGGAGCCCAACAAUGGAUUUCUCCUUCUCUUUCAUGCAAGGGAUCAUGGGAAAUACAAUUCAGCAACCCCCUCAGCUCAUUGACUCAGCCAACAUCAGACAGGAAGGCACCUGCGACACCGGCAGUGACCCGGGCGAGGAUGGUGGACCCUCCUAUGAUGCUGCCCUGGAUGCAGAGUUUUCCUACCCACCGUCGGCUCCAGAGGACAUGUCACAGGUCUCCAAUGGUUACCCGCCGGGGCUGGGCAUGUACGAGCCGCAGGCUAAGUUCUCGAUGUACUCACAGUUCCCCAAUGGCUCGGCUAACGGCUACGGGGCGAUCCGGAGCUACGCCGAGCACGGCCUCCUGCCAGGAGAGGCCACAGUCCUGAGGGGCCCGGGCCUCCAGGAGAGACCUCUGUCCCCUGUGUCCCCACCUCUGCCCACUCACCACCCACAUCUCCACCACCACCAUCACCCUCAUCACCACCAUCACGCGCACCACUUCCACUCAAACUCACCUCACAUACAAACCCACUCGCACCCAGUGAGUCCUCCGCAUCCAGCGCUGCCCCCCCAGCACCACCUCGCCCAGACGCCUCACAUCAUGACCCACACUCUUCCCCCUCCUCCUCCACUGCACCUGCCUUCCUCCAGUCCCCCCCCUUCCCUCGUGGACAGUACCCCCUCCUCUCAGCCCUCCCACACUCCGUCCAUCACCCCUGGUGGGGUUCUGAAGAAAACCAGCUCCCCUGAGAUCAAGCUAAAGAUCAUAAAGACAUAUCAGAAUGGGAAGGAGCUGUUUGAAUCUGCACUGUGUGGAGACCUGCUGCAAGAACUGCAGAAAGAGUCUCAGAAGAAGGAGGCCGCUCAGAUGCAGCGCAGACAUGAGAGGAAGAAGGAGAAGAGGAAAAAGAGCGCGCGCCUGCAGCUGCAGGUCCAGGAACAGAAGCUGGACCAGAGCCAAACACAGACAGGUACCGCGGGCCAAACGGAGGACGUCCACAUCCAGCCUCAGCCGACAGAAACACUCCCGGUCCAGACGGAGAAGCCUCAGAAGACCGUUAUCAAAACUGAACCAAAGACGCCCAAGGUUCCUAAGGUCCACCAUCCAUCAGUGAUUCAGGAGACUGGCUUCUGUAAGGAGUUUGUGAUAGGAGAUCUGGUGUGGUCCAAGGUGGGCACAUACCCCUGGUGGCCCUGCAUGGUGUCCUCUGAUCCACAGAUGAAGGUCCACACUCGCAUCAACACCAGAGGUCAUAGGGAGUAUCAUGUCCAGUUCUUCGGCAGCGUUGCUGAGCGUGCUUGGAUCCAUGAGAAGAGGAUUGUCAUAUACCAGGGGAAGAAACAGUUUGACGAGCUGCAGGCUGAGACACUGCGCAAGACCACAAACCCUGUAGAGAAAAGCAAACUCCUAAAGCCUAUUCCUCAGCGGGAGCGUUCUCAGUGGGAGGUGGGCGUCGGCCAUGCAGAGGAUGCCUUUGUGAUGACACGACAGGAGCGAAUUGACAACUACACCUUCAUCUAUGUUGACCCUGAGCCUGCUGAAGCCCCGCCUAGCAAGAAACCCAACAUCAGACCUGAGAAACGAAGCCGACGCGGCUCAGUCACCAAGAAAGAAGACAAAGCAGUGAAGUCACCAGAGAGAGAGCAGCCGCCACGUAGGCAGCUCCCACGCCGACAGUGUAGUGUGUCAAACACUGAAGACAACACACACUCCCAAGCCUCGAAUGAAGAGAAGAACCAGAAGGUAGACCAGCGUAAGGCGUCCUCUCCGAAACAGAACUCUGGCCAUGAGGCUCGAACACGGCAGGACUCACCGCCUCCUGUCAGGGCCUGGAAAACAGCAGCUGCCAGGAAGCUGCUUCCUCUCUCCAUCACCAUGAAGAGGUUAAAUGUGGAGAUCACUAAGUGUGACUGGCCUCUCCUGCAGAAAAAAGCUGCUACAUCACCGAAGAAAGACAAAGAAGAAGAGAAGGAGGAGAGAGUGGAGCGUGAGGCCAGACAGCCCGACCUAGGCUACUGCUCGCCUGAGGAUAGAGCCAAACCUGAGCCCAGUCCUGAGGAGGAGGAAGAUGGGGAUGAAGGGGAGGAAGAGGGGGAGGAGAGAAGAGGAUCUCCCGCCAGUCGGAGGAGUGAAGAAGGAGGAACGCAGCAGACGUCCUCUCCUGGAUCACACCACAGUAGUCCACACAGCUCUCAGGAGAGGAAGCUGCAGAGGCGGUCAGUCAGGAGCAGGUCAGAGUCAGAGAGGGGCAACGAUCCCGUCCCUAAGAAGAAAACCAAAAAAGAACAGGCUGAGAUGGCUCCUGAGAACACACUUAGGACUGGCUCACAGAAAGGAGCCAGUGAGAUCUCAGAUGCCUGCAAGCCUCUAAAGAAGAGAAGCAGAGCAUCAACAGAUGUGGAGAUGACUUCUUCUCAGUACAGAGACACCUCCGAUUCAGACUCCAGAGGUCUCAAUGACCCACAGGGUUUGUUUGGGAAGAGUCUUGACAGUCCAGCAGCAGCAGACGCAGAUGCUUCAGACACCCAGUCUGUAGAUUCGGGUUUGUCCCGUCAGGACGGCAGCACUGGCAAGAGAGACACUGUCUGCCAGAUCUGUGAGGUGUAUGGUGAAGGUCUGGUGGUGUGUGAAGGCGACUGCAGCAGACAGUUUCACCUUGAGUGUCUCGGCCUCUCAUCUUUACCUGAAGGCAGAUACAUCUGCCAGGAAUGUAGAAAUGGUAAUCAUCCUUGUUUUAGCUGUAAAACAGCAGGCCGGGAGGUAACACGCUGCUCUGUGUCUGGAUGUGGUUGCUUCUACCAUGAAGACUGUGUCCGGAAACUUCCAGGAACCACCAGCAAUCAGGGCGGAGGUUUCUGUUGCCCUCAGCACAGCUGCUCUACCUGCUGCUUGGAGAGAGACCUGCAACGAGCCAGUAAAGGUCGCCUGAUGCGUUGCAUCCGCUGUCCGGUGGCUUAUCACACUGGAGACAGCUGUGUGGCUGCAGGCAGCGUCGUCCUCACCCAUCACAUCAUGAUCUGCAGCAGCCACGGAAGCGCCAAGAGGAACGGCCUCCUCAGCUCCCCCGUCAAUGUGGGCUGGUGCUUCCUGUGUGCCCGAGGGCUGUUAGUGCAAGACCUUACUGACACCAUAUUAAGUUCAUAUGCCUAUAAGUCCCACUACCUUCUGACUGAGUCAAAUCGUGCUGAGUUGAAAUUACCUAUGAUUCCCUCUCCUUCGUCAGCUACCAAAAAGAAUGUUGGGAAAGGAGGCAAGUUGCUGUGCUGCGACUCCUGCCCUGCGUCCUUCCACCCGGAGUGUUUGGAGAUAGAGAUGCCUGAGGGGGCGUGGUCCUGCAGCGAUUGCAGGGCGGGGAAGAAGCCUCACUACAAACAGAUUGUCUGGGUCAAACUGGGCAACUACAGGUGGUGGCCUGCCGAGAUCUGUAACCCCCGCUUGGUGCCGUCAAACAUCCAGAGCCUUCGCCACGAUAUCGGUGACUUCCCUGUCUUCUUCUUCGGCUCCCAUGACUACUACUGGAUCAACCAGGGCCGGGUCUUCCCCUACGUGGAGAACGAUAAGAACUUUGUCACGGGUCAAAUCAACAUCAACAAAACAUUCAAAAAGGCAUUGGAAGAAGCAGCUCGAAGGUUUCAGGAGCUCAAGGCCCAGAGGGAGAGCAGGGAGGCUUUAGAGCAGGAACGCAACUCACGCAAACCUCCACCCUACAAGUUUAUCAAGUCCAACAAACCAGUGGGAAAAGUCCAGGUACACGUAGCCGACUUGUCAGAAAUCCCACGAUGCAACUGUAGACCCUCAGAUGAGCAUCCUUGCAGUCUCCACUCCCAGUGUUUGAACCGCAUGCUACAGUACGAGUGUCAUCCGCAGGUGUGUCCUGCAGGAGACAGCUGUGAGAAUCAGUGUUUCUCCAAGCGUCUGUAUGCAGAGACAGAAGUGAUAAAGACAGACGGCCGUGGAUGGGGCCUCAAAACCAACCAGGCUCUCAGGAAGGGUGACUUUAUAACGGAGUAUGUUGGAGAGGUGAUAGACUCGGAGGAAUGCCAGCAGCGAAUCAAACGUGCCCAUGAAAACCAUGUGACCAACUUUUACAUGCUCACCCUCACCAAGGACCGUGUGAUCGAUGCCGGCCCAAAAGGAAACUCCUCUCGGUUUAUAAACCACAGCUGCAGCCCAAACUGUGAAACGCAGAAGUGGACGGUAAACGGAGACGUACGCAUCGGAAUCUUCGCCCUUAGUGAUAUUGAGGCUGAUGCGGAGCUAACGUUCAAUUACAACCUGCACUGUGUGGGCAACAGGAGAACAUCCUGUCACUGUGGGUCAGACAACUGCUCUGGAUUCCUCGGGGUUCAGCCAACAAGCGCUGUGGUGAUGGAGAAAGAAGAGAAGGCGAGGAAUGCAAAGCUGAAGCCCAAGAAGAGGAAGCUACGCAUGGAGGGCAAACACACUCAUGAAUACUUCUGUUUCUGGUGCGGAGAGGGAGGAGAGCUGGUGAUGUGUGACAGGAAGGACUGUCCAAAGGCGUAUCACCUGCUGUGUCUCAACCUCACCAAGCCUCCAUAUGGACGUUGGGAGUGUCCGUGGCAUGACUGCAGCAUCUGCGACUCCUCGGCCUCGUCCUUCUGUGACUUCUGCCCUCGCUCGUUCUGCCAGGAUCACGAGGCGGGGGCGCUCACCUCCUCCUCCCUGGAAGGCCGCCCCUGCUGCUCCAGUCACAACCCCAACAAUCCCCUGGGCUCUGAGUCCAGCUCAACACAGCGACGCCGCUCGGCUCUGAGCCCUGUCAGAGUGAAAGAAGAGCCUGAGCAAGAUAAGCCGGACAGAGAGUGACGCUGCAGCUCCCACAAUACCUCAUUCCCUGUGAAGUGCACUCCUGUCGGUCUCCUCAACUCCAGUCACCCUCUGAUCGGAAGCAGUGCGCUAGAAAAAGGGAAUACAGUGCUUUUUACCAAUGUGAUGGCCCCUGUUCAGAGAGGAGACGAUGAACACCUCGGUGCUGUUUGUGGUGAGCUGCAGCUGGUUAGAGCAGAGCAAUGGAGUGUCGGCAGAGAAUUGCGCACUGUUUUCCCUCCUCUUCUUGCCAUAACCCAACUAACGCUUUCUGCAGCUCCACUGAAGGCCCACACAUCCACAUCAUCAUGUUUCCUUUUGUAUUUUUUACAGCUGUGGAAAUUUUAAGUCUUGUCCCGUUGUCAUUAACCGGCACUUUGAAGAACUCAACGAGUGAGGUGGAGAGAAGACGAAGAGGACAAAAGGGGGAGGCAGAACCUCUCCGUCGCCAACACCGCGACCACGCUGCUCCUCUCUGUGUUUACCUGCUGUAUUCUGUGGUCGACAUCUCUCAAACACGAUGGCUGUACAGAGACAAGCCAACCUCCUCCACAGCAGAUCUUCACUCCUGACGUGGUCUGUCAUCAUAUUUAUCUCUUCUUGAGGGAGGAAAUGAUCGUUUAGUGCAAUUUAUUCAAGACCACACUACAUUCCAAUCUUCCUUCAACAUGGUUUAAUAUACUUAUGGGUAUAGAUGAAUAUAAUUAUAUACAGUAUCUAUGUUUGUUAAUGUUUACAGACGGAUUCUCUCACUUCAUCUCGGUGAGUGGUGUAUUAUGUUUGUUUGUUUAGGUGUUUAAGCAUUACGCAGACCUCCUUGUGAAAAUAGUCAUAUUAAGGUGAAAUAUAAUGGUAAAUAGUGUAAUGGUAUGACAUUACAGAAGUACUUGUGAUUUUCAUAUUGCCAGUCUCACUCGCCAUUGUGUACAUAAUUGGCUCAUAAUAUUGUAAAGUACUUAAAGAUCAGGAGGGCUGCGGCUCCGCCUGUCUGGUUGUUCCGAAAGAAGGAAAAUGCUUUUGUAAACAAGAAACAGAUCGUUUUUUUAUUUUCAUCUCUCUGUGAAGUUUUUUUCUCACAUUUUCUCUGAGCAUUUUUUGUUUUUUGUAUCAUAGACGAGGAGCUCAGCUGUGAUCACUGGUGCUGUCUUUAAGUAUUGUUUAUCAGCCGUAAGUUCACUUUUUCUGUACAAACUACUGCUCAGAUGCAGUCUGUUUUCAGUUACGUUGAGUACUGUGAUCGCUUUCAUGCUCUUUUUUUCUUUUUCCUUUUUUUGGUUUUGUUUUGCCAAACUUUCUGAAAAGCACUUUUACACAGCUUGUCGCUACACAACUUAGCUAGGUCGUACAUUUACAAAAAAUGUAAAGAACAUAAGACAAGUGUUUCAAAAUGGAUACCUCUUCUUGUAGUAACGUCGGAAUUUAAACUGUGUUGUAACUUUUUUCCUCAAGGUCAGAAACUUUGCUGGGCGUGGUUGGGUGUUUUUUUGAGGAAAGUGCCCUAAAUGCUGGGGUGUUUUUUAUUUUUUAUUUUAUUUUUCGGGCACACGUAGGAUAGACUGCCAGCCUGGCUUAACACAAAGACUCCUGGAAAGGAGUGUCUUCAUUUUCCACCUGAAGAACAUGCUCAAGGCUGGGCUUUUAUAUAAAGACGUAAUGGUAUAACAACAGUCCAGUUCAGUAUAAUGUAUAAAUACAAACUUCUGUACAGUGUUUUUAAAUCUCUCAUCUGUCAAAUCCAAAUUUUUUCUAUUUAUUGCACCACAUUUUAUACCAAUUUCUUUCUCAAACACCAGUGCAGUAAUUUGUCUCCCUCUCCACAACGGUGUAAGUGAAAUAGACUAUUUAAAAGAACAUGGGGAGUUUUACAUGACAUAUAAAUAUAUAUAUCUGUAUCUAGUCAUUGCAUCCGUUUUUUGUUUCUGUACAUUUGGUGUGAUGAUUCCACAUUUGGUGACAGCCGCUGCUCAUCACCCUGUAUCGUGACUCACUGUAAUCGGUGUUAAAGGCAGUGUGAAGCAGUUCAAUAUAGGAAUGUAAAGUUUCAGUUCAGAGCAGUUUUUGUGCUUUUUUUAAAAAACCCUGGACUCAAAUAUUCAUCACAGGAGGACAUUAAUCCAUUAAUAUUUAUGCCUCAGCCUUUUGCUUGUAAAGCUACCCUGGUCAGAUUACUGUCUGAUUGUUGUUUUGAUUUUUUACUGCCUUCCAUAAUUGUAUAUGCUAAAGGUCAAGCUACAGACUGAAACAGUGCCAAUAUUUCCAUAUGUUUCAAUUUAUUAAGGGUCUUUUUAGAUACACCGGCUUUUACCUCAGCUGCUAGUCUAUUCAGUACACCUAGCUAAUAUUAAUCUAGUCUAAUGCAACGGUCCUGUUUUAUAUCCUACCUUUAAAAGGGUACCCUGCAUACGAAGACAUUUGGCCUUAUUAGGAAAAACACUGGUGUCUUUUAAAGUCCCUGUAAAAAGAUUUAAAAUACAUAUAUUAUUUUGGUUUGUUGUAUGACAGGACGCUGUGUUACGAACUGCUAGGCCAAAUUUCAGCCAUGACAAAAAUCUCUAGUUUUUCAGGGUUAUUCCCCAUCAAGGCUGGUGAUGUCAUGGGCUCCUAUAUUUGCCCCGCUUAAAUAAAACCAAGCCAGGAAAGAGGUGAACAACGUUCUAACGGUCUAAAUCAACAAUUCAGUCACGCAGAUCUCAGUGUUUUCACCUGUUGACAGCAACUUUAUUCCAACAUAUCUAGUGUGUUAAGACACAAAAUUGGAUUCCACUUCUUUACAGGGACUUUAAAUGUAUGAUGUAUAAGAAACUCACUAUAUUUGUACACAUUGAGAAAUUUAAAAAAGAAAGUUUCACAUGCCAUUGUUGUACAAAGCACUCUGGGUAGUGAUGUCAUUGUUCUUCCUACAUCUCUCUGAUUGUACUCACCUCCAUUUACAUUACAGGAACUUCUUCCUUACUGUCAUUUUCACUAAAACUGCACUCUGGUUAAAUUAAAAUGGUUUUAAGGUUGACACUUCAUUGGAAGAACAUUGCUCUGCAAUGGCAGCGAAUUUGUUAAUUAAUCUUUUCUUUUUUUUAAAUUUCUGAAUGUAUAGAACUACAGUGUUUAGCUGUAUAUCAUCCUUAUAAAAGAUUAAUGUGAAUCUUAUAAAGUCAAAAUGUCUAAUGUGAAGGACUCCCUUUAAAGCCUGUGAAACACUUUUGAUUUGGUGCCCCCUAUGGACAAAACUGCACCUCUUUGCUUACCCAAUCCUCUAUUUUUCUCUUAUCUUCAACUCUUUAGAAAGGAAAUGUUUCAAAAGUCGUCGCUACAGCAAGCUGGUUCUUACCUUCCCUUCUUUAAAGGUGACUGGUUUUAAACCUAACUUUAAAGAAGUAAGUCUCUGCACUGAUUGCCUGGUUUGCUUUUAUAGCUCUUAUAGAAGAAUCAGUAAUCAUUUAAAUGUGUUUCAUAACCAGCAAAAAACUCAUCACAGGUGCUUUGAGAAGGUAACGAUAUCAAUAUAUUUUUCUGUUAAUGUUGAAUAAAUAUAUGAGCCAUUUUUGCAGGAGGAAAAUGGUUUUUAAUUUAAAUUAUGACUAUUACUUUUCAAAGCUAUCUACUACUUUUUCACUCUUUAUAUCAGCAAGAGCAGGUCAAAUAACAGAAACACUGCUGUCUUGUGCAAACUUGCUCCUCCUCAUCAGUGAACCCUAAUACUUAUUUUAUUGUAGAAUAUUUGACAGGACUGUUGUUUUGAAGUGGUUUAUCUUUAGUUUAAGAUAUUAUGAAGUGACAAAGGUGUUAAUCAUCAAGAUUAAAAGCCCACAAAAAGUCAAAAAAGAACAGGAGCCAUUGAAUGCAGAAAGUUAGCCCUAAGAGGAAAUGCAAAGUUAUAGUUUAUUUUACUUUAUUUUCCUUGGGAUAACCAGUGCUGUUAAACUUAAUAAGUCAGAAUUUCCUGAAAGCAACUUAAAUUUACUCAUUAUCAUUAGAAGACUGGAUAACAUGAAUGGAUGUCUGUCUCCUUCUGGCUUCUGUAGGAAAUUGACAGAAUCUAAUGAUCAUCCAAGAGAAACUGCUGAUGUGGAAUAAUAAUUUGUGUCUGAAACAUAUGACUAAAAAAAUCCACCCAAAACUAAGAAAAUGCAAAUAUUUGGGAAAUAACACUUUAAAACAGUGUACAUUUUUCCUUUUACACAGCUAAGUUACAGGGGGAAAGUACACGUUUAAUGUUUGUGGAGGAGAAUGUUGAUUUUAUGUGCCCUUAACUUAUGCAUAACCUGCUCUUAAAGUGCUAAAAACGUUACAGGAUUCAAAUAGAAAUAUGUUCUCUGCAUUUAAAGGCUCCUUUCUUUCUUUCUUUUGGGGUCUUUUAUACCCCAUUACAUGACAAAUUCUUGGUGAACUGCUCCCACAUUUGCCAAACUUCAUAUUCUAGAGACAAAUUUUUUCUCUAAGAGUUUCGCCUUUUUUUUCAGUACUUGUAUCAUUGUAGGUGCAUCAUUUUGGCACUUUUACUAACAAGUCACUUGCGUACUCAAAUGGUCUGAAUGUCAAAACUUGAAUUUUCUUUCCUUUUUUUUUUAUUUAUUAAUGUUUUUUAUUUUGUUUGUUUUUACAAAGGUUUCAUAUGUGAUCAUUAGUCUGCAGGACCUUUUGACUCCUAUGUUUGUGGCUUCUCGAAAAAUGUCUGACUGAAAAUGUUUUCUUGUUUUAAAGCCUUUUUCUUUCACUGAGGUGGCUGACGCACAUGCUUCCAACAUCAGACGCUGGUUUCUCCACUUCUGUGUGUGAAUUGUUGGAGGAUCUUGAACUGCCUGAUUUCAUGCCAGUUUUGUUUGUUUUGUAUCUUUUUUAACACCAUAUUGCACGGAAAUUGUGCAAAACAGCCUUUAUUUUCUUUGUUUGCACCUGCAGAUCGCAUGAUCAUGCAUCAUUUUGUGCCAGUUGUCCUCUUCUGCCCUUGUCAGCAGCAGUGUUACGUAUGCCUGAUUUAUGUCUCGGUGUGAAUCAUUGCUUCACUUUAAAAGAAAUUAUCUGAUGUGUAUGUUCAGUUAGUUAAUUUGUAUUGUAGUUCCCCACUUUGUUUUCUUUAUGAGACAGCAUGUUCAUUCUCAUUUAAGUGACCAUUAAAAUGUCUGAGGAUGUUUUUUUUUUUUUUUUUCAAAAUUGUCCAGGAAUUUACUGAUCAAUAUUUUUUGUAUACACUUAAAUUUAGGAUGGACCACCACCUCCCUGUUUGUAUAAGAGUAUGUUUCAUUUUCACUGUGAUGUCUUUUGGUUAUUGUGCAAUGUUGCCGACUGUCAUUACAUUUUCAAGUUGACAUGCUGUCAAAGGAGAAAUAGUGUUGAAAUAAAUAAUGAAAUUCACCUCUGUGAGCACUCAUCAUCUCUUUUUUACUUGUAGUAAACUUACUUACAGUAACUCUAACUGGGGUCGUAUCUAUCUCUCUUGGUGUUGCUUCAAUGAAAAAGUGGAUGAACACAAAAUACCAUGUUGAUUACUGUUCAACCUGUGUUACUGCAUACUGCAUAUUGUUGAAAAACCUGUAAAUAGUUUGCAUUGAACUUGCAUAGGAUCAUGUUACUGUGGCGUGCUCUUUUUGCCUGUACAAUUCUGCUUCUAAAUGUGUGUGACUGUUGAGACGACACUCUUUUUGUACAUGACUGUCUUUUUAUUUGGAAAUAUUGAUUCUGUCCUUUUUUCAUUCUAAAGUUGAGUUUGAAGAGUUCAGACAUGCCUGAAGUUUGACUUUAA